UAGACAAAAAUAUCUUGACACCAUUCAACUUUUCUCCUCUUUGUUCAACUCAUUGCUCUUCACUCUUCAGGUUUUCUUCUAUACCAUUAAAAGGCUUAUACCAGUCCUGUGCUAACGCAUUUUGUGGCUAUUGCCUGUUGAAACUUCAGAAAUUUCACUUUGCUCUGUUCUUCCAGUCUUCCUUAUUGUUGAGGUCCUGUUUUCUUGAGGAAAUUGGGACACUUUAAUGGUGAAUUAUCAAUUCUUGGAAAUUUAUCAUACUAAUGCUUAACCAUAAAACCCGAUAGAGUCUUUAACGACACUGCAAUAGUUUUUGUUGGAAAAGCUGGAUUCUUGCUACUAUUUUAGGCCAUGUUUUCAUCUUCAAUUUGCUUUCCAACAACAAUAUUUCAAAUUCAUCCAUCUUACCUCAAACCCCACAAAUGUAAAAGCUAUAGUGACAACAAAAAACUCCCUUGUUUUUCUUUUAAAGACCAAUCUUUCUCAGCUCAAUUUGAUGUUUCAGCAAAUAAAGAAACCCCACAGGGCUAUUACUGUAAAGACACCCAAAUAGUUAGUGAAUUGGAAGAUAAAAAAAAUUCUUGUUAUGAUUUUUCAGUGAACUGUUUUGUAGCUGACUCAAGUUUACUUGGACGUUUGCUUCAAUCUAGUUCUAGUAUAAAAGAAGUUAAAAUACUGUAUGCCAUUGUAUUGAAGUGUUUGAGAAGUAGUACUGUAUUCAUUGAAAAUAAUUUGAUUAGUGUGUUGGUGAAAUUUGGGUGUUUGGAUGGUGCUCGUAAGGUGUUCGACUUAAUGCCUGAGAAGAAUGUUGUUUCUUGGACUGCUAUGCUUAAUGGGUAUUUGAGAUAUGGGUUAGAUGAUGAAGCUACGGAUUUGUUUUCGCAGUUUGUACGACGUGGUUUGCUGUGGAAUUCCAAGACUUAUGUGUGUGUGUUAAGCAUGGCUGGUAGAAAUUGUGAUUUUGAGCUUGGGAAGCAAGUACAUGCUGGUAUUAUAAAGGGUGGAUUUAGUAAUUUGAUUUUAGAUAGUUCUAUUGUGUCAUUUUACGCGCAAUGUGGUGAUUUGGAAAGUGCUUUUCGCGUAUUUGACGUGAUAAAAAGGCCUGAUGUAGUUUGUUGGACAACGAUGAUCACUGCUUGUUCACAACAUGGGAGAGGAAAGGAAGCUUUACGCGUGUUCUUACAAUUGUUCUCUGAUGGAUUUGAUGCUAAUGAAUUUACUGUAUGCAGUAUUUUGAAUGCGUGUGGGGAGGAGAGGGAAUUAAAAUUCGGGAAGCAACUACAUGCGGCGAUUAUUAAGAAUAGAUUUAGAAUGGAUGUCUUCAUAGGCACCGCAUUAGUAGAUAUGUACGCGAAAUGUAGUGAGAUAGAUGAUGCUAGGACAGUGUUUGAUGGGAUGGGGAAAAGGAAUACGGUGACAUGGACGUCUAUUAUUGCAGGUUAUGCUCGUAAUGGUCAUGCAGAAGAGGCCAUAAGACUGUUCCGGAUAAUGAGAAGGCGGAAAAUCUUUGCUAAUAACUUGACUAUGGUAAGCAUCCUUCGAGCAUGUGGCCUACUUAGGGCUUUACCAACUGGAAAGGAAGUGCAUGCACAAAUUAUCAAGAAUUCUCUCCAAGAUAAUAUUUAUUUAGGAAGCACUUUAGUGUGGCUUUAUUGCAAAUGCAGUGAAAAUUCGGCAGCACAUAAGGUCCUUCAGGACAUGCCUGUUAGGGAUGUAGUUUCAUGGACUGCAAUGAUUUCGGGUUGUGCCCAUUUAGGCCAUGAGUACGAGGCUCUUGAAUACUUGAAGGAGAUGGUAGGUGAAGGCGUGUCACCGAAUCCAUUUACUUAUUCAUCGGCCCUGAAAGCAUGUGCAAAUCUGGAAGAUAUUCAGAGGGGGAAGCUGAUCCAUUCGUCCAUAAGCAAGACACCUUCUCUGUCCAAUGUGUUUGUCGGUAGCGCGUUAAUCAAUAUGUAUGCAAAAUGUGGACAUCUUCCUGAGGCAAUUCAAAUCUUUGAUAACAUGCCCAAGAGGAAUUUGGUUUCUUGGAAGGCGAUGAUUGUUGCUUAUGCUAAAAAUGGUUGCUGUGGAGAGGCAUUGAAACUCAUGUAUCGCAUGCAAGUGGAGGGCAUUGAGGUAGAUGAUUAUAUACUUGCGACUGUCCUCACAGCAUGUGGAGAAUUUAAGGGAAAUAUCAAGUCCGGAUCGAAGUAUUUCUUGCAUCCAAAUAGUUCUAAAGUCUAAAAAGAAAUGAGGUUCCUCUGAGAAGUUUCAGCAAAACCGUCAAAUGAAUUCCGAUGGUUUGUUCGUGCUUCAAUGAUAGCUGAACUCCGAAUGCUGCUUCAUAUGUUGGAGUCUGGUUGAUAGCUAUUUGUCAUCGGCUAACUUCUGGACCAUCCACGGACAAGUCUAGUAGUCCCUGGCUAGCAUGUCGUGCUGAAAAAAGAAUGAGGUGAAGUUUACCGGAAACUGCUGGGACUGUGCUUUUGGAGGUCCGUAAUAUCCAAUGUUUCAUCGUCGAACCUCAGUUAUAGUCUGUACAAUAGUCGUAGUUAGGUUCCUGCAACCGUGUAUUGUCAUAUUAAGAUCUUGUAUGCCAUUAUGCGAUUAAAAUGUUCAUAUGACUUAAAACUUUUGCCUAGUGAAGUGAUGGUGAAAAGAAACAACAACAAUUACAACGCGUUCCAAAUAUUUGAAUGUUAAAAACAUACUCCUCUGAUUGUAAAAUUUAUUCGUUGGAUUGCCUUCAAAUGUUUA
Molecule: messenger RNA, 2736 nt
Organism: Lycium ferocissimum
Lineage: Eukaryota; Viridiplantae; Streptophyta; Magnoliopsida; Solanales; Solanaceae
Product: pentatricopeptide repeat-containing protein At4g18520, chloroplastic-like
Exons: 1
Coding region: 352-2223 (623 amino acids)
Biological process (GO): RNA modification
Molecular function (GO): RNA binding; protein binding
Source: RefSeq, a predicted model, not a curated record